CAUACGCAAGUCACUAACAAAGCACAUGCAUGGUAUAUUUGGAAACAGAGCGCCUACGGGUCUGGCUGGCGCCAUCAUUGCAUUUUGGCUUGAUUGGCAUUGUGGUCUCUUUCAUUUGUGGUAUAAGAUCCCUCCUCUCCCCCCACGAGACACACCAUCAAGACAUGGACAGUGUGAAACACUUCGUUCUAGUUCACGGGGCUUGCCAUGGAGCUUGGUGCUGGUACAAGCUUGUCCCACUGCUCAAAUCCUUUGGUCACCGCGUCACCGCUCUGGACUUGGGCGCUUCUGGGGUUAACCCCAAGCGCCUCGACGAGCUUGCUUCUGUGUACGAUUAUGUGCAGCCACUGAUGGAGUUCGUGGCCUCCCUUCCUCAAGAUGAGAAGGUGGUGUUGGUGGGUCAUAGCUAUGGAGGCCUCGCUAUUUCUCUAGCUAUGGAGAGCUUCCCUGAGAAGAUCCUAGUUGGGGUCUUCGUAUCAGCUUAUAUGCCAAAUUAUAUAUCCCCACCUGUAACUCUCGCAGAAGAAUUCUUCAUCAAUAGAAGCAAGCCUGAGUCACUACUGGAUACCCAGCUUUCGUUUGGCCAAGGACUGGAGAGCCCUCCAACAGCACUGACCUUUGGUCCAGAUCACUUAUCAGUGGCACUUUAUCAAAACUGCCAACCGGAGGAUUUGGAACUGGCAAAAAGUUUGAUAAGGCCUCACGGGUUGUUCCUGGAAGACUACGCCAAGGAAUCUUUACUAAGCGAAGAGAAGUUUGGAUCCGUGGAUCGGGUGUAUGUGGUGUUGGAAGAAGAUGAAAUAAUGAAGGGCUUCCAGCAAUGGGUGAUCGACAACAGCCCACCAAAAGAAGUGAAGUUCAUUGCCGGAGCUGAUCAUAUGGGGAUGAUGUCCAAGCCCAAAGAGCUCUGCCUCUGUUUCCAGGAGAUAGUUCAGCAGUAUAAUUGAAUUUGCAGUCCUCCUUCAAUAAACAACUGCAAUAAGAAGAGUAGUAACCUACUAGAUCGUUGCAAUAUCCCAGUAGUUCAAACAUUUUCGUGCAUUUUCUCAGAUCUGGGUUUGCUUUUUCAUGAUGAAUCUAAAUUGAUUUUCUCAUCAGUAAUUAGUAGAUGAUAAUCAGCAGACUCAGUGAUCACCAUGUGUCCUCUUUGCCAAAAAUAGAAGCUAAAUUAAUUUUCUCAUCAA
Messenger RNA from Vitis vinifera (wine grape), 1184 nucleotides. RefSeq names its product methyl jasmonate esterase 1-like. The transcript is spliced from 3 exons. Gene Ontology annotation, biological process: salicylic acid metabolic process; jasmonic acid metabolic process. Gene Ontology annotation, molecular function: methyl indole-3-acetate esterase activity; methyl jasmonate esterase activity; methyl salicylate esterase activity. Lineage: Eukaryota; Viridiplantae; Streptophyta; Magnoliopsida; Vitales; Vitaceae. The coding region runs from base 30 to 947 and encodes 305 amino acids. The record is from RefSeq and is a predicted model, not a curated record.